Linum trigynum is the source of this 207-nucleotide messenger RNA. The record is from the annotation of a GenBank genome assembly. Lineage: Eukaryota; Viridiplantae; Streptophyta; Magnoliopsida; Malpighiales; Linaceae.
AUGGCUGCUAGGGUGGGACAGAGGCUGAAGGCAACCUCUUCCUUCCUCUCGAUUCUAGAUCCGCUCUUCUUCUACUCAUCUGAAGAAGAAACUCAAACAAGGGGAAAAGCUGUGGAGAAGCCUUUCUCUAAGAUGGGCUUAAGCCUAAUGACAACUCGUGGGUUAGGGGUUCUGAGUACCAUUGUUGGGCUGGGCCUAGUAGAGUGA